AUGAUCUACGAAGACCUGCGGGCGAUUCACGAAGAUGUCGAGCGCCUCGAACAGGCGAUAGCAGACCGAGUGGGCGAAGAUCCCAAGCACAUCCGCAGUCGACUCAUCCGCGACCACGAAAUCUCAAACUUCCUUGAACGAAUCGAACGCCAAUCGCAACGAGCCCUGCAGAUCUACAACGAAGAACAAGCAGCACGGUUACAAGAGGUACAGGCCAUAAGUACAGGCGACACAUAUGCGACCUUUUACGAGGAGUACGGCAAGAUCAAGGACUACCACAAGCGAUAUCCCAACGAGCCAGUGGAGAACCUCGAGCGUGCAUACAACAGGGUGGAAGAUGGCGGGCCCCCAGGCGGCUUCGCAGGCGACAUCGAUGCCAUGUUCACUGGUGAGGAGGCUUCGGGACGAUUCUUCGAUCUGACUAUGCUCCACGAGGAGUACCUCAACCUGCCCGGCAUAAAAGGCGUGCGGAAACUCACAUACUUGCAAUACCUGGACAACUUCGAUGCAUUCACACCUCCCAAAUGCAACAUCAGCCGGCAGGACAAGAUGACUGACCAGUUCUUCUCAUACGUCGGAGCAUUGGCGCAAUACCUCGAAUCAUUCCUCCGUAAGACGAAGCCCCUUGAGGAUCUGGAAAAGCUGUUCAGGAGCUUCGACGAUGAGUUUGAGCAAGAAUGGGAAGCAGACAAGGCGCCAGGCUGGCAAGUACAGGCAUCAUCGAAUGCAACGACUUCGACUGGGCCAGUCACAGAAGGUACCGGCGAGGGCAUAUGGUGCGCUGACUGUCAGAAAGAGUUCAAGAAUGACAACGUCUACAAGGCACAUCUUACCGGCAAGAAGCACAUCAAGAACGCAGAAGCGCGGGAGAAGGCGCAAAACGGCGGUGAUUCAGAGAUGGCGGGCGCACCCACAAAUGGUGCAGCGAACGGAUCGCAUGCUCUCACACGACUAAAAGAACGCGCCGUUGCAGAGCGUGAGCAUCGCGUGCGCAAGCUAGCCGCCACCAUGAAGACCGAACGCGAAGACACAAGAGUCAACGUCGAGCGCAAAGCCGGCAUGACCGACAAGGAGCGACAACAAGAACUCGCCGAGCUCUACGCCGAAGACCAAGAAGUCGCGGGAGCCACCACCGGCGCCGCCGAGGACGAAGACGACGCAGACGGCGAGAAAAUCUACAACCCUCUCAAACUCCCCCUCGCCUGGGACGGCAAACCCAUCCCCUUCUGGCUCUACAAACUCCACGGCCUCGGCGUCGAAUUUCCCUGCGAGAUCUGUGGAAACUACGUGUACAUGGGACGACGCGCCUUCGACAAGCACUUCUCCGAAGCCAGGCACAUCUAUGGCCUGCAAUGUCUGGGCAUCACGAAGAACACGGGACUUUUCAGGGAGAUUACGAAGAUCGAAGAGGCGGAGAAGUUGUGGGAGAAGCUGGAACGUGACCGCGCAAAGGACCUGGAGAAGAAGGGUGGGUUGGAUGGAGAGGGUGUUGUGGAGAUGGAGGAUGCGGAGGGAAAUGUCAUGCCCAAGAAGGUUUAUGAUGAUUUGGAGAAGGCUGGCUUCUUGUAA
Fulvia fulva is the source of this 1569-nucleotide messenger RNA. Its product is annotated as Pre-mRNA-splicing factor sap61. The transcript is spliced from 2 exons. Gene Ontology annotation, cellular component: spliceosomal complex; nucleus. NCBI's taxonomy places the organism in Eukaryota, Fungi, Ascomycota, Dothideomycetes, Mycosphaerellales, Mycosphaerellaceae. The record is from RefSeq and is a predicted model, not a curated record. Gene Ontology annotation, biological process: mRNA splicing, via spliceosome. Gene Ontology annotation, molecular function: zinc ion binding; RNA binding. Bases 1 to 1569 code for a protein of 522 amino acids.